AUGGCUCCCAGUGCUACAGAAGUAUGCCAUGGGGGCGAGCCCAGAGAGAACUCGCCCCUGGAGCCCAUAGCUAUCAAUGGAAUGGGAUGCCGCCUACCCGGACAGGUCGACUCGGAAUCAUCAUUCUGGCAGACGCUGGUCGAGAAACGCACGGGUCAAACUCCCAAAGCCCCCGAGAGUCGUUUCGACAUUGACGCUCACUACCACGAGAGACUCGACAGGCCUGGCUUCUUCAACGUUCCCGGAGGCCAUUUCCUGGACGGGCACCCCGAGAACUUUGACCCGACAUUUUUCAAUACCACCCCGGUUAAAGCUCAGUGGCUGGACUCCCAACAGCGCAGGACACUCGAGAUGUGCUACGAGUCGCUGGUCUCGGCCGGCAUCACUUUGGAGCGCAUCUCGGGGUCCAACACAGCCGUCUUCGUGGGAUCGAUCAUGGCUGACUACCAUACAAACGUAGAGCAAAUGUCAACAUGGAACACUGACUUUUGUCACAACUGCGCUGCAACCGGCGUGGACAUCAGGAUAAUCAGUAAUAGAAUCGGACACAUGUUUAACCUGAGAGGACCCAGCUUCACAAUCAACACGGCCUGUUCAUCUUCCAUUUACACGAUCAACGACGCCUGUCGCGCCCUUCGCAUGCGGGACUGUGACGCUAUAAUCACGGCGGGCUUCAACCUGAUCAAGAAGGACGACCAGCACAUGAACACGGCCAAGCUGGGCAUCCUGUCCCCCAAAUUUCACAUGCCACACAUUCGAUGCUUCUGCGGAUGGCUACGCUACGGCAAGGUCGAAGGGGCCGGGACGCUGUUCUUGAAGCGCCUUUUGGACGCUAUCGGGGAUGGCGACCCGAUCGGAGGGGUCAUCCGCUGCUCGGCUGUCAACACGUAG
Molecule: messenger RNA, 891 nt
Organism: Colletotrichum graminicola M1.001
Lineage: Eukaryota; Fungi; Ascomycota; Sordariomycetes; Glomerellales; Glomerellaceae
Product: beta-ketoacyl synthase domain-containing protein
Exons: 4
Coding region: 1-891 (296 amino acids)
Biological process (GO): fatty acid biosynthetic process; secondary metabolite biosynthetic process
Molecular function (GO): fatty acid synthase activity; 3-oxoacyl-[acyl-carrier-protein] synthase activity
Source: RefSeq, a predicted model, not a curated record